Messenger RNA from Lemur catta (Ring-tailed lemur), 802 nucleotides. It is a transcript of the gene MRPL52, whose product is annotated as mitochondrial ribosomal protein L52. Gene Ontology annotation, molecular function: structural constituent of ribosome. Bases 21 to 356 code for a protein of 111 amino acids. NCBI's taxonomy places the organism in Eukaryota, Metazoa, Chordata, Mammalia, Primates, Lemuridae. Gene Ontology annotation, cellular component: mitochondrial large ribosomal subunit. The transcript is spliced from 5 exons. Gene Ontology annotation, biological process: mitochondrial translation. The record is from RefSeq and is a predicted model, not a curated record.
UCCGUCUAUUCCGCCUCGGCAUGGCCGCUUUAGGAACCGUGCUCUCGAGUGUCCGGAGGCUGCACCGCAGCGCGGCGGCUUGGGCGGGCAGCCAGUGGCGACUCCAGCAGGGCCUGGCUGCCAACCCCUCCGGCUACGGGCCCCUUACGGAACUCCCAGACUGGUCAUACGCGGAUGGUCGCCCUGCUCCCCCAACGAAAGGCCAGCUUCGGAGAAAAGCUGAAAGGGAGAAGUUUGCAGUAAGUGAGACGAGUCGUACUGCUGUCACAGGAAAUGGAUGCCGGAUUACAGGCAUGGCAGCUCAGGCAGCAGGAGAAGUUGCAGGAAGAAGAAAGGAAGCAGAAAAAUGCUCUUAAACCCAAAGGGUCCUCACUGCGGAGCCCACUUCCAAGUCAAUAAAAAGCAACUCUUGCCGCCUUUUCCCAGCCUCUCCCUAGCUUUCUUUUCUAUCACCUAGAUGCCUCAUCCCAGCCAGAAGAGAGCCUUUAAUGUUCCCCAUCUGUCUUCAGGACAAUAGAUCUUGGACACAAGGAAGAACAGGCUGUAAGAUCACUGCCUAGGAGGCUUGGCUCAGUGCCCUCACCCGUGCCUCCAUUCCAGUUCAGCUGAAUCUUGCUCUAGGCUUUCUUACUCCCUUCUUUGCAGGCCAUAGUACUGGCCCAACUAUGAGCAGUAGCUGCUCUAAACAUGACAAGGGGACAGCAGUUUUUCUGGUUUUAGCCAGGCACUCAAGCCUUUAACAGCCCAUGCACAGCCCAGGUCAUGUGCAGUUGGCAUCUAAUAAAUGUUUUGAUGAAAAAGG